ACUCGGUUGGGAUUUCACACUGAAAAUGAGCAACUCUGAGGACCCCAGAGUAACCACAACACCACACAUAGAGAAAGAAGAGCUCGUAGCAGAAGGGAAAUGGGUGCAACUGGAGAAGACCACAUAUGUUGAUCCUGCUGGAAACACCAGGAUAUGGGAGACUGUGAAGCGAACAACUAGAAGGAGCAACACAGACACAGACGGUGUGGGGAUCAUCGCUCUGCUGAAACGGACGCUCCAUAAAGACUGUGUAGUGAUGGUGAAGCAGUUCCGUCCUCCUUUAGGACGCUUCACUCUGGAGUUUCCUGCUGGUCUGAUUGAUGAAGGGGAGACAGCGGAGGCCGCUGCAGUGAGGGAGCUGAAGGAAGAAACUGGCUAUAAGGGGGAAGUAGUCGGCGUCACUCCAGUGACCUGCCUGGACCCCGGCUUGUCGAACUGCACCACCCAGAUCGUUCUGGUCAACAUCAACGGAGACGACAUGGAGAAUAUUCACCCGGUGCAGCAGCUGGGUGAUGGAGAGUUUGUCGAAGUUAUUCUUUUGCCGCUCGAUGAGUUCCAGACAAAAAUUGAUGAUCUGCUGCAGAGAGAAAAGAUCGUGGUGGACUCCAAAGUUUACAUCUUCGCCAUGGGGAUGGCUCAGGCCUUCUUUAAGCCGAGGGAGCUGCCGGUUCUAAAGCAGUGAUGCAACGAGGAAGAUUUAGUCUGCGGGGCUGGAAAACUGAAGAGUUUCACAUUUUAAAUUGGAGUUAUUUAAACAAAAACGCUAGUUUUUAAACCGAACGUAAUCUUGUGUUUAAGCAUGCGCUGUCUGUUUCUAAAGUUUUCUCGACUAAUAACGGCACCGCGGGGUUAAAAACCCAAUUUAUUCAUGAAUACAAGCAGACCUCAAACCUGAAACAUCCAAAUGUUUGAACUCUGUCACCAACUAGCAUUCCUGUCAUGACAAGUAUUACUUUUCAGGCCUUUAGGAGACUCAGACUUUAGUUGUUUUUUUUUGUAGCCAUCAGAAAACAUUCCUUUAGAAGUGUGCUUUAACUUUUUGUAUUAGUUGUGAUGACUGUAACGUACCUGAUGGGUUGUUUCUGCACUCUGUAGUCUGUACUCGUGAUUCCAGCAUGAUGAAGUGAACUUCAAAUUAAUUGUGUAUUUGCUUGAGCAACUAGAAUUUACUGACCAAUGAAUAAACGAUACU
Molecule: messenger RNA, 1192 nt
Organism: Nematolebias whitei (Rio pearlfish)
Lineage: Eukaryota; Metazoa; Chordata; Actinopteri; Cyprinodontiformes; Rivulidae
Gene: nudt5
Product: nudix (nucleoside diphosphate linked moiety X)-type motif 5
Exons: 10
Coding region: 26-682 (218 amino acids)
Biological process (GO): ribose phosphate metabolic process; nucleoside phosphate metabolic process
Cellular component (GO): nucleus
Molecular function (GO): ADP-ribose diphosphatase activity
Source: RefSeq, a predicted model, not a curated record